This is a messenger RNA of Equus caballus (horse), 3025 nucleotides long. NCBI's taxonomy places the organism in Eukaryota, Metazoa, Chordata, Mammalia, Perissodactyla, Equidae. The record is from RefSeq and is a predicted model, not a curated record.
GGAGAGUGAGAGCGUGAGCGCGCGCAAGCUAGCGAGCAAACCAGAGACAGACGAGAGAAGGAUCAGGAGAGAGAUCCAGAGAAAGAGAAGAGGAAGCCGAGCUCUGUGGGGGCUCAACCUCCAACUUGUUUCAGUUCAUUCAUCCUUCUCUGCUCUCCGCUUCGAGGAAGUGACUGUGGCGCUUGGGAUCUCACAGGUGUCUGCAAGUUGGUGCCUAAGAAGAUGAUAAUCACACAAAUGAGUCACUUCUGCAUGAUCAGCCUUGGUCUUCUCUUCCUGAUUAAUAUUCUCCCUGGAACAACUGGCCAAGGGGAAUCAAGACGACAAGAACCUGGGGACUUUGUGAAGCAGGAUAUUGGCGGACUCUCUCCUAAGCAUGCCCCAGAUAUUCCUGACGACAGCACCGACAACAUCACUAUCUUCACCAGAAUCUUGGAUCGUCUUCUGGAUGGCUAUGACAACCGGCUGCGACCUGGACUUGGAGAUGCAGUGACUGAAGUGAAGACUGACAUCUAUGUGACCAGUUUUGGCCCUGUGUCAGACACUGACAUGGAGUACACCAUUGAUGUAUUUUUUCGACAGACAUGGCAUGAUGAAAGACUGAAAUUUGAUGGACCCAUGAAGAUCCUUCCACUGAACAAUCUCCUGGCUAGUAAGAUCUGGACCCCUGACACCUUCUUCCACAAUGGCAAGAAAUCGGUGGCCCAUAACAUGACCACACCUAACAAGCUACUCAGGCUGGUGGACAAUGGAACCCUCCUCUACACGAUGAGGUUAACAAUUCAUGCUGAGUGCCCCAUGCAUUUGGAAGAUUUUCCUAUGGAUGUGCAUGCCUGCCCACUGAAGUUUGGAAGCUAUGCCUACACAACAGCUGAAGUAGUUUAUUCUUGGACUCUUGGAAAGAACAAAUCCGUGGAAGUGGCACAGGAUGGCUCUCGCCUGAAUCAGUAUGACCUGCUGGGCCAUGUUGUUGGGACAGAGAUAAUCCGGUCUAGUACAGGAGAAUAUGUCGUCAUGACAACCCACUUCCAUCUCGAGUGAAAAAUUGGCUACUUUGUAAUGCAGACCUACUUGCCAUGUAUCAUGACUGUCAUUCUGUCACAAGUGUCUUUCUGGCUCAACAGAGAGUCUGUCCCUGCCCGCACGGUCUUUGGUGUCACCACAGUUCUUACCAUGACCACCUUGAGUAUCAGUGCCAGAAACUCCUUACCUGAAGUGGCAUACGCGACGGCCAUGGAUUGGUUCAUAGGCAUCUGUUACACCUUUGUAUUUUCUGUGCUGAUCAGAUUUGCCACUGUCAAUUACAUCACCAAGCGGAGCUGGGCUUGGGAAGGCAAGAAGGUGCCAGAGACCCUGGAGAGAAAGAAGAAAACACCAGCAGCCCCAACAAAGAAAACCACCACCACCUUCAACAUCGUGGGGACCACCUACCCCAUCAACCUGGCCAAGGACACUGAGUUCCCCACCAUCUCCAAAGGCGCUGCUCCCAGUGCCUCCUCCACCCCAACAAUCAUUGCUUCGCCCAAGACCACCUACGUGCAGGACAUCCCGACUGAGACCAAGACCUACAACAGUGUCAGCAAGGUUGACAAAAUUUCUCGCAUCAUCUUUCCUGUGCUCUUUGCCAUUUUCAAUCUGGUCUAUUGGGCUACAUAUGUCAACCGGGAGUCAGCUAUCAAGGGCAUGAUCCGCAAACAGUAGAUAGUGGCGGCUCAGCAACCAGAGCACUGUCUACCCUAGGAAGCAUCCAGGCACCCAAACCCUGGGGCUCCCCUUCGUGUGUUUCAGGAUCUUUCAUUUAACCCUCUACCAAGCCAUGACUCUCAAAUCAUAUUUAUGAAUCUCAAUGAAAAAAAAAACAAAAAAAAUUGCCCCUCUAACAUUGCUGAGUGUACCCUCAGAGCCAAACACUGCCAUUUGUCCAAAUGCUCAUCUUAGUCUGCCAGUCUCCCCAAGCUGAGGGCACUACAUGUAUCUUACUGCACUCUGCCCUCUGCAGAAAGAACAGGAGACUCUACUACCUAUAGUGGGAGCCUUGGCUGUUUGAGAGGUCCACACCAAGGACAAUUGUGGACUGAUGCAGAUCAGAUGAUUCUGACUCACUAGGGAGCUAGGCUGGGCUAUUGCAUAUGGGAAAGUCACCUCCCUGCCAAGACAAUUAGUCAAAUACUGGAUGGGGCAAGAAAGUUGGGCUUGGUGGUAGUUGAGGCUUGAAGUCUGGCUCAGAAGAGAGGGCUGCUGGCAGGCAAAAGUCAGAUUCUAUCCUCCAUACCCGCCACACCCCAAAGCCUAGCCCAGGCCCAAGAACUUUGCUCCCAUUGUGUCAGGGACCUCUGGUCCUCUGUUGAUGCUGAUUCUGAGAGGGGUGAAUCAGAAUAGAGUUGAUUGAGUCAACUAAAACAUUAUCUUUAUUACCAGUUUGAUAAUAUAUUAUUUAUAGGCCAUUUGAUCUCAUUUGUUCAUAACGCGAGUAAAAAGGACAUUUAUAAUUAUAAUAUUUUCUGAGGAAGAUUAGCCCUAAGCUGACAUCUGUGCCAAUCUUCCUCCACUUAAUAUGUGGGUCACUGCCACAGCAUGGCUCAUGAGUGGUGUAGAUCUGCGCUCAGGAUCCAUACCCACAAACCUGGACCGCUGAAGCAGAGUGCACCAAACUCAACCACUAUGCCACAGGGCUGGCCCCUAAAUUAUAAAAUUUUUAUAAGGUAGCUAAGCUAAGUCUCAGAUGUUUGAAUGACUUGCCUAGGCUCCUUACAAGUGUCUGUAGUAGAGAACUAUCUUGCACCCCCUUUCCAAGGCCAAAAUGAAGACAUGACUGAGAAGCCAGGUCCACCUUGACCUCAGAAUUGGCACAAUCUCAAUAGGCCUGCUGGGUCCUGAAAACAGUUUGGUUGGACACCUAAAAGAGUUUUAGAAAGUCACAAUAUGUCACCCAAGCAGACCACUUCUAAUAGUCACAGCUCAAGGGAAUGAGAUUGUUUAAGAUGGCAGCCCCAGCCCCUAGUCCAGAGUAUCCUAGAAGGCUAAA